Molecule: messenger RNA, 3096 nt
Organism: Fusarium fujikuroi IMI 58289
Lineage: Eukaryota; Fungi; Ascomycota; Sordariomycetes; Hypocreales; Nectriaceae
Exons: 6
Coding region: 1-3096 (1031 amino acids)
Source: RefSeq, a predicted model, not a curated record
AUGGCAAGUGACUUGCCCCCGAGCGCUAUCAAGCGUGAGCGGCCUCCAGGAGUCUCGCCGAUAUCCAACAUCGCUCCCGCGAAGCGCCAGACAGAUGAAUUGCACAAAGUACAGCCUACUCCAGCCAAGUUCCUUUGGGCAACUUGUCAGGACAUGAACGAGUCCAUGCGACUCAACAUUAAAGAAGUGGCUGUUGAACAAGCCGAAGAGAACUGCCUACAAAUCCAACAUGUCUUGGAAUCAGCUCUUGGGAAGUCCAAGAAGGACGCUAUCUCUACAGGCUCCCUGGCGAUUGAACGAAAGAUGUUCAAACAGUGGAUAGAAGAACUCAAUAAUCUUCGCGACAGACACCACAAACACGAGAUUCUCGUCGGUGUCGAAGGGCCUACCGGUGCUGGCAAAUCGUCGUUUCUCGCUGCACUUGUAGGGCUUUCCGAACUGUUCCCAUCAGGACAACAGGGAGCAGCGACUGCAGUCGUUGGGAAAGCUUCCUGGAACUGGGAUGACAAACCCGGGUCCGAAUUCCGUGCCAAGGUCACCUUGUGCGACAAAGCUGACAUCGAACAAUCAAUCAAGAAUCUUCUGAAAGACAUGAAACGCCUCUCAAAACUUAAGAGCACUCUGCCCAGGGAUUGCGAUGACCCCGAAGAGAGAGAAGAUGAAAUCACCAACACUGGAAACAGAAUCAACUGGGAGCUGCCCAGGAUCAAAGCUGUUUGGGGAUUGAAGCGAGAGGAACUCCAAGUUGUUGCAGACACCUGCAAUAGCGACCAGUCCUACCACAAAACCGUGCAGUGGAUUCUAAAAAAGAACCCUCAAGCUUGUCGCUUUCUACAGGAUGGAGUUAUCGAGUUCAACGCCGCAAAGAGAAAAGAGCUCAAUCGCAAGAUCAAGCCAUUCCUGGACUCAACGGCUGUAAAUCACGGGGCGGGAUCUCCUUUUUCUGUCUGGCCGUUGAUCCAAGAUGUGCAUAUGUACGUCAAAUCCAACUUCCUCAGGCCUGGUAUGACUGUUGUCGAUCUACCAGGAUGCGGUGAUGCGACUGCCAGUCGCGGCGAGAUUGCAAAGAAAUUUGCCCAUCGUCUGGAUGUUAGGCUGGUGGUCAGUCCUAUCGCCCGGGCAACAGAUGAGAAGCAAGGUCAAGCAUUGAUGCAAAGUGGUUUUGACGAGGCUCAGAUGAAGAUUCGCGGCAAAUACGACGGGCGCGGUUUUGGCGUCAUACUGUCAAUGAUGGACCAGAUCGAUGUUUCCACUUACGUUGAAGGGUCAUACGAACUCCAGAAUGACCCAGAAACCUCACAGAAACUUGAGGAGCUCAAGACACUCCAACAGAGGAAGCAAAAUGGCCACAAAAAGUUGAGAAACACUCAAGCACAACUCAAAUUGGUUGAGCGGGAAAGAAAGGAGGCGCAUGAGAAUCAUCGUAUGGCCAAGGAAAGCCCCUUACCUGGAAGCGAAGAUCAGUCAAACGCCAACCGAGAGAAUAUCGAGGAACUCAAAACUAAAGCAGACAAUGCGACAGCGGCUUACAAAAGAGGUUCAGAUAUGAUCAAUACCUUGAAGUCCAACAUCGAAAAAGUCUGCGAGGAGAUGGAAGAGAUCGAGGACUGGCUUCAUAAUAAAGUCACCCAGACACGCAACCAAUAUGUCAAGGAUAGACUUCAGGAAAGCCACGCGAUCCGACAAGCAGCGCUCAAUCGAUCCGACAAGGGCUCACCUCCGUUGCCCAUAUUUCCCGUCUCUAGCAAGGCUUAUUGGAGACUGAGACAAAAGGAGCCUCCCAUUCAAAGCUAUACCACGAUAUCAUCGACAGGUUUGCCAGCGGUAAGGGAGUGGCUUGUUGAGGCAACCUUGAGCAAGCGCGAGAAGCACCUUGAUGAUGUACUCGGUGCUUACCAGGGGCUGAUGGCCAUGAUGAGGUUCUACUCACAGGAGAAAGGCAUUGACGCAAACUUCGACAUUAGCCGUUCGACUGUCGAAGAUGCUCUAGCCCAAACCCAUAGAGACUUUUCUAUUAAAUUGGGAGCGAGCCUCUCCAAAGCAGCCCUCAAGAUCCAAGAACUGAACCCCCUCGAGGAUGUGAAAAGGAUCUGCAAAGCUUCCAGUGAUGAGGCUGUGAGAGUUGCAGCAAAGUGGUCCCGCAAGUACCCUGCCGAUGAUCACGACACCGAGAUGAUGCGAUGCAACACUUACACAGCCAUACUCUCUCGCAAUGGCUCUAUGUAUACUCCGAAGGGCACUGGAAUUACGUACAACUGGCUAGAAGACCUAGGUGGUCUACUACUGAGAUCUAUUUGCAAAGAAUGGGAUGACCAAAUGAAUCAAAGGUUGAUGGAAAUAAAAGCCCCAAUCAUGGAAGCUUUCAAAAAGACAUGGACCGAAUACGUGUCCCAGCUCAAACAGGACAUCAGGGAUAACUUGCCAGCCUUGGAAGUGAGCUUCAACCAUUUCGCAGCGACCGCCGACGAUGGUCUGCUGCCCAGCGACAGCAACAUUCAGAAAAUGCUGGACAAACUAUCCGAAGAUGCCUCUGAAGUCACCGAUGAUGUUGUCGAGCUUUAUGGACGGGAAUUGGAGCCAGUGUUCGAAGCUGCUCUGAACAUCAAGGGCAAUGGUUCUUACAAGCGACGCCGUGACUGUGUGACCAACAAAAUUCGCAAAAUCAGUGUGCAUAUCGCUAGGCCGAUUGUGAAUAAGCUUUCUGAGAGGCUUGAGGCCAGAAAAGCGCUGGUGCCACGAGAUCUGCACAGGAUUGCGCAAGAGGCCAUCGACAGGCUCAAACACGAACUGUCCUUCCAUCUCCACAAUCUGUUGGAGAACUACCCAGCAAGCGAGGAGUUGAAGAAGAAGAAAAUCGAGCUACAAAAGGACAUCCGCGUUCGUGUCGAGGAAUGGGAACUCGGCUGGCAGCCCCAAGGAUCUAAAGAUGAGAAGAUCAUGGGCUCAAAUCUUAAGGGCCCAGGAGACACCCAAGUCAUCAUCGAAGACGACGACAGUGACUCCGACAAGGGAGAGGAGGUUGUUGACACCCCACUGGAAGCAAUCGGGGAUGACAUGGAGAAUUUGUUUCGGGAUGAUGAGAUGCAAGACGCAUGA